AUGAUCUGCUUAAAGAACUGUUCAUGCUUAGCUUAUUCGCACGAUGGUGGAAUCGGGUGUAUGACAUGGGGUGAAAAUUUAGUUGAUAUACAAAAGUUUACUCAAGGUGGUAAAGAUCUGUACAUUCGCUUAGCUCGUUCAGACAUUGAUGUUGCUCAAAAGAACAGUACAGAUCCUGCUCGAAAUGACAACACGAAUACUGCUCCAAAGAAGAAUCGGGAUCUUGUAACUAUUGUAGUCCUUGUAGGAACACUUGUCAUCAGCAUUUGCACCUAUUUCUUUUGGAAAUGGCUGAAACAACAAAGAGGUUUCAUAUCUCACCCUCAAGGAAAUAUUGAUUUGGACAAUAUCCACAAAGAAACACCAGACAAUCCAGAGCUAGCAACUGCCACAAGUAAUUUUUGUGGAGCUCAUAUGCUUGGCCAAGGUGGAUUUGGGCAAGUGUACAAGGGAACGUUAUCUGAUGGACAAGAAAUAGCUGUGAAAAGGCUAUCAAAGGGGUCGAUACAAGGUCUAGAGGAGUUUAAAAAUGAAGUCAUAGUUCAGCACAGGAAUCUGGUUAAACUUCUAGGUUGUUGUCUUGAAGGGGAAGAAAAGAUGUUGAUUUAUGAAUACAUGCCUAACAAAAGCUUGGACGCCUUCAUUUUCGAUCCCACAAAACGGCAACGCUUAGAUUGGAAUAGAAGUUUCCAAAUCAUCCAAGGGAUAAGCCGGGGAAUGUUGUACCUACACAGAGACUCAAGACUGCGAGUCAUACAUAGAGACCUUAAAGUUAGUAAUAUUCUAUUGGAUGAAGACCUGAAUCCGAAAAUUUCAGACUUUGGUAUGGCAAGGAUAUUCGGAGGUAAUGAACAACAAGCAAGUACUAGAACUAGAAGAGUAGUUGGGACACUUGGGUAUAUGCCCCCAGAAUAUGUCUUGGAUGGACGGUUCUCCGAUAAGUCUGAUAUUUUUAGCUUUGGAGUGUUGCUACUCGAGGUUGUUAGUGGAAGAAAGACAACUAGUUUUCACCGUAUAGAGCAAUCAUUGAGCCUUUUGGGAUAUGUACGUAAGCAGUGUUUCCAAUUAAGUAAUCUUCACUUUGAUCUCUAUCUUAGUUUUAAUUGUUUAAUGCAUCCUUUCAGGCAUGGCAAUUAUGGAAUGAAAGAAUGUCCGAGAGAUAGACCAACUAUGUCUACGGCUCUUUCUAUGCUAACAAGCGAAAUCUCAACUCUUCCUACUCCUAAACAGCCUGCAUUCACUGACAGAUGGGUUUCUACAUCAUUGGAUUCCCUCACACAGAGCUUGGGAUCAUCUUCUGCAAAUCGUCUAACUGUAACAAAUAUUGAAGGGCGUUAA
Messenger RNA from Papaver somniferum (opium poppy), 1338 nucleotides. Its product is annotated as G-type lectin S-receptor-like serine/threonine-protein kinase B120. The transcript has 6 exons. Lineage: Eukaryota; Viridiplantae; Streptophyta; Magnoliopsida; Ranunculales; Papaveraceae. Gene Ontology annotation, biological process: protein phosphorylation. Bases 1 to 1338 code for a protein of 445 amino acids. Gene Ontology annotation, molecular function: protein kinase activity; ATP binding. The record is from RefSeq and is a predicted model, not a curated record.